AUGUCGGUGGUCUCAAAAAACCCUUUCGCCCUUCUCGAUGAUGAUGAGGUCCAGUCCGCACCUGCCCCUCCAAAGGCAGAGUCUACCCCCGCUCCAGCUCCCGCUUCUCGUGGUCAGGCCCAAAAGUCCAGAGGAGGCCCUGCCGCUCGUGGUGGCAAGUACUACGCCCGCGGUGGCAAGCCCACAUCCAAGGACUCUACUCCUGUAACUGAGGAGACCGAGGGCCAGAAGAAAUACGAGGGUCGCGAAGGUGGUCGUGGCAGAGGCGGCCGUGGCGGCUCCCGUGGUGGCCCCCGUGGCAGAGGCCGUCCCUUCGACAGGCAUAGCCAGACCGGCAAGACCGACUCUGACAAAAAGGUCCACCAGUCCUGGGGUGGUGACGACGGCAAUGCCGAGCUAAAGACCGAAGAAGCUGCUGCCAUCGACGCUGUCGCCGAGUCCGCUACCAACGACUGGGGCACUACUGGCGCUGCUGACGCAGAUGCUUGGGGCGCUCCCGCUGCUGACGCCGCUCCUGCUGACGGCGAUGCCAAGCCCGAGGGUCGUUCCCGCAGGGAGAGAGAACCCGAGGAAGAGGAUAACACCCUCACCCUCGACCAGUACCUUGCCCAGCAGAAGGAGAAGGAGGCUGCCGCCAUCCCCAAGUUGGAGAAUACUCGUCAGGCCAAUGAUGGUGCUGAUGACGUCUUCAAAGAUGCUGUCGUCCUCACCAAGGACGAAGAAGAUGCCUACUUUGUUGGCAAGGGCAAAGCCGCUCCCAAGGCCCGUGCCAAGAAGGAAGAAAAGGUCUACCUCGAAAUCGAUGCUCGCUUCGAGCGCCCCGACCGUGGUGCUGGUCGUGGUCGUGGAGGUCGCGGUGGUGAUCGUGGCGACAGGGGCCGUGGCUCCCGUGGCCGUGGUGCCCCCAGGGGUAACCGCCCCAACAACGGCGCCCCCGUCGUCAACGUCGAUGACCAGACCGCCUUCCCCUCCCUCUCCUAA
Molecule: messenger RNA, 981 nt
Organism: Psilocybe cubensis
Lineage: Eukaryota; Fungi; Basidiomycota; Agaricomycetes; Agaricales; Agrocybaceae
Exons: 5
Coding region: 1-981 (326 amino acids)
Cellular component (GO): nucleus; cytoplasm
Molecular function (GO): RNA binding
Source: RefSeq, a predicted model, not a curated record